UAGGGCGCAGUUAUUUCUAACAGCAGUGCACCACAUCCGGCAGAUUUACCAGUAGUAUUGCCCAUUCUAUAUAAUGAUGUGUCCCGUGUUUCCCGUCGGACAGAUAAGUGGACGGAAACCAAACAGCCACGUAGUAAAAGGCGAAGCUCGCGAAAGGUGCGGUCUGUGUUCAGAAGUGUCCCUGGAUACUGGCGUGCUCGCAGCUGGCCUGCCUCCCAACAAGAUGGUUUUGUGAGAAGUUCUUUCCAAAGAGGCAACAGCAGUUUUGUGACAGUUCAGUUUCUUAAUGGAAACGGAUACUGACCAAUCAGCUCAAAUGGAGGAUAAUGCUUAUAAAGAAGAGCUUGUUAUAAAACCUAAAGUGGAAGGUGAAACACAAUUGAAACCAGGGCUGGACAACGCACACGAUUCAAAAGGGGAUGUUCAUAAUGGUCCUGUCAGUUCAGAUGCAAUGCCAAAUGGAAACGGACUGGCAGAGGACUUUAGUGCUGCGGGGGACACUCAUAUCAAUGGGUCCCUGCCUCCGACAUCCCCCCCCCAGAGCACCAGCUCCCCUGUCAACUCACAGACCCAAGAGCCCUCCCCAGGUUUGGCUUCUUUUCCACCCAUGAUGCUAGAGAAGUCUGAGGGGGAUAGUGCUGAGUUCACGGUUCACAAGGGUGAUUCAUUGCAGUCGCUCAGACUCAGUAUGCCUUUGCAGGAGACUGAAUUGUCCAACCAGAAGCCAUCGUUGGAGAUGGAGAAUGAGGAGAAGAUUCGCCUGGAUGCUCGCCGGCGUCUGGAGGAACAACUCAAACAGUACAGAGUGCAGAGGCAUAAGGAGAGGUCUCACCGCACCACCCCCAAGAACAGGCCAUUCAGCACCCUGGAUCCAGAGCUCAUGCUGCACCCUGAUGAUCUGCCCAGGGCCAACACUUCUUCCAUGACCAAGGAGUAUUCCUUCAUGAGGACCAGUGUUCCCCGCGGUCCCAAACUGGGUAGCUUGGGAAUUCCCCCUUCCAAGGAGAGAAAGUCCAGAUCACCCCACCCAACCAAGAUCCACUCCUUGGCUGACUACAAGUCUCCUGAGAAUGAUGGUGCAGGUGCAGGUGGAGGUGGAGGUGCAGGUGGAGGUGGAGGUAGAACAAGAACAGCAGACAACACCAUGAGCUCCCUCCAGUCCACCAUUAGCUCAGUGUCCACUUUGUCUGAGGUCAGUGUGAUGUCGGAGGGCAGCACCUGUGAGACAGAGACACGGCCGGGUGCUUCGCGCCACGUUGGGGACAAUGUCUCAGAAAUUGACGGCAGUGAAUCCGGAACAAGGCCAGGGAACGACGGCAACGACAGUGACAGCUCGUCUUACAGCAGUGUGUCUACGAGGGGGACAUACAGGACGCUCUCCGCAUCAGUGGAAAGGCAGCAGGUGCCCUACACGGUGGAGGGGAGGGAGAUUGCCCCUGAGGCCAUGGGUCAGUUCCCCUCCCUGCAGGAGGUGCUGCAGGCGGCCAGUGAAGAGCAGCACCUGCUGGAGCUGGAGCGGGAGCGAGAAGGGACAGCGGAGCCUCGCAGCCGCCGGGACAGUUUCUCCAGCAGUGUUUCUUUGGAGAGUUCAGUGAUGGGCCAUGACGAUAUGCUGCAGGUGUUGAAAGAGAAAAUGAGACUGGAGGGUCAGCUGGAGUCUCUGUCCUCUGAGGCCAAUCAGGCUCUCAAGGAGAAGACGGAGCUUCAGGCCCAGCUUGCUACAGUGAAUGCUCAGCUGCAGGCGAAGAAGGAGGAGGCGCAGGUCAGCCAGCAGAAACAGAGUGUCCUCACUACAGAGGUUCGCACACUGCGGCAAAACUCCAGCCAGCUAGAGAAGGCCAUGGUGGAGCUCCAGGGCAGUCUGGAGGGCAAGAAUGCUAGUCUGACUUCUCUAACCAAUGACCUGAAGGUGGCUGAAGACCAAUAUAACAGGCUGAUGGGGAAGGUGGAGGAGAUGCAAAACACUGUGACCUCAAGAGACAAUACAGUCCAGGAGUUGCGUCAGCAGAUGAGUGGUCUUCAGAGCCAGCUUCAACAGGUCCAGCUGGAGCGCAGCACCCUGCAGAGCCGAAUGAAGACCUCGCAGGCUGAAAUUGACUCACUGCAGCAGCUCAGACAGUGGUACCAGCAGCAGCUAUCAAUGGCCCAGGAGGCAAGAGUCCGACUGCAAAGCCAAAUGGCCAGCAUGCAGGCCGGACAGAUGACUCAGUUUGGUGUUCUGGAACAUCUGAAGCUAGAUAAUGUGACUCUGUCCCACCAACUCACUGAGACCCAACACCGCUCUAUCAAAGACAAAGAGCGCAUCGCUGUUCAGCUGCAGAGCAUCGAGGCCGACAUGCUGACCCAGGAAGCUUCCUAUAAGCAGAUCCAGGAUGCAAAGAACAUGGUGGAAGAUGAUCUGCAGCACAAACUGGAGGAGUUUGAGGAUGAGCGAGAACACUUAAUUAAACUGGCCAACACAGCCAGCACCCUGGAAAGGGAACUGGAGCAGGCGAAGUUGAUCCUUUCUCAGAAGGAUGUGCAGCUGCAGUCACUACAGAAAGAGCAUCUGGAGCUGAUGCGCCAGCUGACCACCACUCAGGAGAACCUGCAAACCAAAGAGCUGUCCAUCAACCAGCUAGAAGCCCGCUUCCUGGAACUGGAGGCCCAGCUGGCCGAGCUGCAGACGGAGGGCGGCGCCAAGGACGACAACAUCCAGUUCCUCCAGAACGAGAAGAUUGUCCUGGAGGUGGCGCUGCAGGCAGCCCGGGCCGAAAAGAGCCAACUCGACGAGGGUGCCGAGCGGCUCGGAGAAGAUGUUCUGCUGGCUUCAGAUAUCUUGGAUCAGCUCAGACAGGAAGUCCAGGUCAAAGCCAAUCAGAUUGAAACUCUGCAACAAGAAAAUAGUUCCCUGAAGAAGCAAGCUCAGAAACUGAAGGAGCAGUUCCAACAACAGAAGGUGAUGGUGGAAGCCUACCGUCGGGACGCCAGCUCCAAAGAUCAGUUGAUCAGUGAGCUCAAGUCUACCAAAAAGCGUCUGUUGUCGGAGAUGAAGGACCUGAAGCAGGAGCUGCUGGGCGUUCAGGGGGAGAAGCAGAAGGCUGAGCUGGAGCAGGCCCGGCUGCAGAAGGAGGUGCUGAGAGUCCAGGAGCAGAUGAACAGCAUGGAGGCCCAUCUGCAAGACAUUCAGCAGGAAAGGGAUCAGCUAGAAACCCAGAUCCAGUCUGUGCAGUUUGAUCAGAGUCAUCUCGCAGCAGUGACGGAAGAGAACGAAGGCCUGCGGAAACAGGUGGAGCAACUGGAGGGAGAAGCCAAAAAGGCCAUCUCGGAGCAGAAGGUGCGCGUGAAGCGGCUGGGGACGGAUUUGACCAGUGCUCAGAAGGAGAUGAAGGCCAAACACAAGGCCUAUGAGAACGCGGUGGGCAUCCUGAGCAGGAGGCUCCAAGAGGCUCUGACUGACAAGGAGACCGCCGAGGCAGAGCUGCUCAAACUCAAGGCCCAGGUGUCUGAUGGGGGAAACAGCCAGGCCUUAAAGGGGAAGAUUAGGGCUCUGCAGGAUGAGCUGAGGGCUGUGGCCAACAGCAAGAGUAUGCUGGAGAAGGAGCUGCAGGAAGUGAUCACCCUCACCUCCACAGAGCUGGAGGAGUACCAGGAGAAGGUCAUGGAGCUGGAGGAUGAGCUUCAAGAGUCCCGGUGCUUCAAGAAGCGGAUUCGGAAGUUAGAAGAUGCCAACAAGAAGCUCACACUCGAGCUGGAACAUGAAAAAGGGAAAUUGGCAGGAUUGGCACAGUCCCACAAUACACUGCGAGAGCAUUCCAACAUUUUGGAGUCUGCCUUAGCUAAGAGAGAGGCAGAUCUUGUCCAGCUCAACCUGCAGGUUCAAGCUGUUCUGAAGCGCAAAGAGGAGGAGGACCAGCAAAUGAAGCAGGUGGUUCAAACUCUACAGCUCGCCUUGGAUAAAGAGAAGACCAAAGUCAAGGACCUGAGAGAACAGGUGGCAGCAGCAAAGGCUGAAGCAGCUCACAACAGACGGCACUACAGGGCAGCCAUGCUGGAGCUGGCGGAGAUCAAGAAGGACCUCCAGGCCAAAGAGGACCUGGUCAAAGCUCUGCAGAGUGAAUCCCAUAAACUACAGGCUCAGGAUGAGCAGCAUGCUCAGGAGGUGUCCAGGUUCCAAGAGGAGCUGGCAGAGGCCCAUUCACAGCUCCAGAUCCUCCAGAAACAACUGGACGAGGAACUGUCCAAGCAGCCCCUCACGAACCAAGAGGUUGAGGACCUGAAGUGGGAGGUGGAGCAGAGGCAGAGGGAGAUUGAGGCUCAGAAGCAGCAGCUGGAGAUGAUGGAGCAGUGUCAGCACAGGGAGCUGGACAACCUACAGAGAGCUCUGCAGACCAUAAAGGUGGAGCUGGAGUCGGUGCAGGAUGAGCUGAGCGGCACCAGGAAGGACAAGUUUAUGCUGCAGGCCAAAGUGGUGGAGCUGAGGAACAGCAUGAAGACGGUCCUUCUGCAGAACCAGCAACUCAAACAGGACCUCAAACAGAAUCGUCUCAGGAAGCAGCGCAUGGAGCUGAAGAGUGAAGGGAACCCAUCCAACCCGGUGACACCAGUGAAGAUUCCAGACUGCCCCGUGCCGGCCUCCCUGUUGGAUGAGUUGUUGAAACCAUCGACUUCUGUUAACAAAGAGCCCCUCAACAACCUACACAACUGUCUACGGCAUCUAAAGGAGGAGAUGGACAUUCUCCAAAAGCAGAUGGAAGAACACACAGUAACAGUACAUGAGUCAAUGAGCUCAUGGACAAACACAGAGGAGGGACUGGCUCAACUGGAGCUUGAAAACAACCUCUCCAAAUCAUCAAUGCCGCUAAACAACAUGGUGGUGGAAAAUAACAAUGAAGCAGAACAGCAGCAGUCAUAACAGAAGAAGUUUUCUCAGGCCAUUAGAGGGAGAGUGGAGUUUUAUCCACAAAGGCACUUUUUAAGCCCCUUAUUCCCUUUUUCUCUUUUCUUAACGAUUGCUGCCAACAUUUGGCAUUCUCCCAUCAGCACAGAAGUGCUUUUGCAAAGUAACACUUUAUAUACCACAGCUUUAUUCUUUCCUCUUUAUUUGACAGCUGUUUAUGUUUUUGUUAUGCUUAUUGUCACAUUUAUUUAUUUAGAGUUAAGGGAUUACAGUUUCUCUGACAGCCUCUCCAAGAGGAUCCCUCAUGUUAAGUUUUGUUCUCAUAGAUACCAAUAUGGUCUCGUAUGGACUGUUUAAGUAAUCUGUUGGACCAGUUCCCCCCCCCCCCCCCCCCCCCGUUGAGUUGGCAGUUUUCUUCACUAAAAGGUAUUUGUCAUCAUCGUCCUCGUAAUAAUAAAUCGGUGGCUUUGAACGCUGCUUAAAGAUGGCUGACUUUAUUUUUAAAAAGUGUUUUUGUUGACCGAAACAAACCAUUGGUGUGUCACCAGACUGGCUGUGAACUGUUCUUACAUUUCUUUGUGCCUGUGUACGAGUGAAGUUGCUCAUCUGUCACUUCACUGACGUGGUUAAACAUCCACGUGGUUUCUAAGCCGUUGAUGGUGAAACAUCAUUACUCCUUUUCAUCAAGUUUAAAGUCAGUCAUGUGGUCAGUUUUAUUGUAUUGGCUCUUGUUCUAAUGCAGUGUUUCUUACAUUUGUUGUGACCAUAUCACCAUGGGUUCUUAAACUCUAAAAACAUUAAUCUCAGUUAUAUAUCGGGGUGUUUUGUCUCGCAUGGACUGCAGUAUUUCCUACGCAAAAAAAGCCUUAAGCGAUCUUUAAUAUGCUGUUAAGGACUAAGUUGGUUUGACCGAGCGUAUUUCUGCUGAGGGCGUGUGCAAGAUGUGUUCUGUUAUAGUGUAUAUGUGCAAAUCCUUACUGAAGAAUGGUUUAUUGUAGAUGAUCCAAACUUAACUGACGGGGAGAGAAAGUUGUACGAUGAAGCAGAAAUGUUACUACUUCUAACCGCUGGUUCAAUCAGAUGUGUUCACGUUCUGUUACAUUUGGUACAUAAUGUAUUUACAACAACAACAAAAAAGACUACCCCCUUAAAUCAGAUGUUAUACUUGUUUUAUGGCUGUUUCAUGGGUAUGGGGAUAAAUUAAUUGUUUCCAGAGGUUAAUAUAUACAUUUUUUGUAUGACUGUAAAGUCAUUAUUGUUUAAUAGUGUAACUAAGAUUAAAUAUCAAAUGCAAACCAUAACUCAAAGCCGAUAGUAAUUCUGUUACAGCUGCACUAAAAUGUCAGUGUAGAGGUGAUAAGGGGCCAUUGGAUGGUACAGUAGCUUUCUGCAUGCAUCUGUGCUGCAGCUGCUGUGCUGAAGUGCAUUAUUCCCACACUUAAAAAUAACUUUUUUUAAACACCAUUGUAUGCUUAUGAAUUUCUAAAGGGACAAUAAUUAUUUUGAGGAGAAUGCAUACUGAGGCAACUAUUAUAUAUUGAUAUACUGUGUUCUGAAAAAAAUCAUUUGGACUGCAUCUUCCAAACUACCUUUCACUGUAACGUUGGGUAGUAUGUAAUAACACCUGUGCUCAUGCUGCUGUAUCUGCUUUUUCUUUUUCUUUAGAGAUUGGAAUUGAUUCAUUCCUUUUUAACAUCUGUGUUGGGAGAUGUGAUUGUAUUUAUCAUAAAAUUGCACUAUUCAUCUGUCA
Messenger RNA from Cottoperca gobio, 6629 nucleotides. It is a transcript of the gene golga3, whose product is annotated as golgin A3. The coding region runs from base 287 to 4894 and encodes 1535 amino acids. The record is from RefSeq and is a predicted model, not a curated record. The transcript has 25 exons. Lineage: Eukaryota; Metazoa; Chordata; Actinopteri; Perciformes; Bovichtidae.